Alternaria ethzedia is the source of this 702-nucleotide messenger RNA. RefSeq lists its product as uncharacterized. Bases 1 to 702 code for a protein of 233 amino acids. NCBI's taxonomy places the organism in Eukaryota, Fungi, Ascomycota, Dothideomycetes, Pleosporales, Pleosporaceae. The transcript is spliced from 4 exons. Gene Ontology annotation, molecular function: aspartic-type endopeptidase activity. Gene Ontology annotation, biological process: proteolysis. The record is from RefSeq and is a predicted model, not a curated record.
AUGUCAAACCUAAAACGCAUAUCCAUCCUCCCCAAUCCCGCCUGCGAACGCGCCGGCCUAAAAUCCUACGCCUCCCUCCUCCGCAAAUACGACUUUGCGCCCACCACCGAAGGGCCCUUCCAAGUCCUCGACGUCGCCACGAAAUCCGUAAAGAACCUGUUCAAGCCCGCGGCUAAGAAGGAAACCAAACCGGUUCUGCGCAAAAUUGAAGAGGAGGGUAAACCGGGUGAGGUCAAAGCGGAAGAUCAGCAGAAUGACGCGUUUGAGACGUUCAAGAAGGUUGAGGGUGCGAGUUGGAGGAUCAGGUAUGGGGAUGGCUCUACGGCCUCCGGCAUCGUCGGCACAGACAACGUGACCCUCGGCGGCCUAUGCAUCGAGAACCAAGCGAUUGAACUCGCCAACAAACUCAGUCCGCAGUUUACUUCCGGUGCAGGAGACGGGCUGUUAGGUCUAGGAUUCGGACAUAUCAAUACUGUCAAGCCGAAGAAAGUGGCUACGCCUGUUGAAUCGAUGAUAUCCCAAUCCGACAUCCCCACCUCCAGCGAACUCUUCACCUGCUACCUCGGCUCCUGGCGCGACACCACCGACGCCGAUCACGGAGAAUCCUUCUACACAUUCGGCUACAUCGACGACGCCGUCCUCCGCCGGUGCGGCGUCUCAGAACCCCACUACGUCCCCAUCGACUCCUCACGCGGGUUCUAG